AUGAAAUUCGCCUGGAUCCUCGCCGCCCUUUCUACCACGGCCUGGGCAGCUGUCGUUGAGAACGAGCACGAGCACGAGAAACGAGCCAAUCCUACCGGCGACGAAGUGAACUGGUCUUCGCUGGGAAAUGCCAUCCACUCCCUCUCCCUCAACAUCCCAACCCAAACCGCCAACCUCGACAACAUCGACCCUCCUCCCCGAUCUCUAAUCCCCCAGAUCGUAUCGGCGCUGCCCCCAACCGCGCUCGCCGCACUAGUCGUACCGGCCCAACGCGCCUCUCUCGCCAGCGACUUCAAAGCCGGCAAGACGCCAGACUGGUACAACACCCUCCCCACCGACGUGAAGAGCUACCUAUCUGUCGUGAAGAGCCAAAUCGCAGAGGGGGCGCUGACGGCGCCGCCGAAGAAGGCAGCCGCGCAGACAGAGCCGGCCAGUGCGGAUGCGUCGAGCACGGGCGGAGGGAGUGCCGCGUCGGCGACUUCCUCGGGGGCUGCAGUGGGUGGAGCGAAGCCGACGGGACUCGUCGUGGGAGGGAUGGGGGCGUUGGGUGUGCUGGGCGUGGCGUUGGCGUUGUAAGGGUGGAC
Molecule: messenger RNA, 584 nt
Organism: Aspergillus melleus
Lineage: Eukaryota; Fungi; Ascomycota; Eurotiomycetes; Eurotiales; Aspergillaceae
Exons: 2
Coding region: 1-576 (191 amino acids)
Source: RefSeq, a predicted model, not a curated record